GAGGGUGUUGUGUCACUCUUCCUACCCAUACAAAAUCUGAGAACCAUAAAGCAAGUUCACUCAGACCUUCUUAAGGGAACUUGAUUAGAAGAGGAGCAUUCUAUCACACAGUAGUCACAACAGAGAACAUGUUGCUGCUGAAUAAGAUUUCUGCAUGGAUCUCUGCUUUCACACUGCUUCUGUGGACUCAACACCCUGUCUGCACAUCUGCGGUCAUGGCCUGUGAAUUGUCUGUGGAUCCACCUGCCAAUAUUGAGAUAACAGAUCCUGGUCACCUGGGUCACCUUAUUAUCCACUGGACUCAAUCAGUCAGCCUACAGAACCUUACAGACUGCACAGUACGAUACCAACUCCGAUACUAUGACACCUAUGAGGAACGGUGGAGGAGUGUCCGAACUCUCAAGCUGAACUAUACUGCCCAGUUUGACCUUGAGAAGCCAGUCAAAGUGAGAAUGCUCACUCUAUUAAAGUGCACCUGCACCAAUGGGACAGAGGUCCAAGGGGAGGAGACAGAGAGGGUGUACACACCUGAACUUCCAGGUGUGGAAGGAUCAAGAAUAAGAGACUUUCACUGUGUUUUCUAUGGUAAUGAGUACAUGGACUGCACCUGGGAGUCAGGACCUGCCCAGCCUCCAAAUUCACAGCUCCACCUCUAUUACUGGCACAGUGAAAUGGAUGAAACAAUGGAAUGUCCAGAAUACAUUGUGAUAUCUGAAGUUCGGAGAGGAUGCAGGUUUCCUAGAGAAUCUCUCAUAGAAUUCACAAAGUUUAAUGUGUGUGUAAAUGGAUCCUCUCCAGCUGGAAUUCUAAGAACAGCCUUUUUCUCUUUGGAGGUCCAAAACCAUGUGAAACCAGAAGUGGUCUCCUCUCUCCAAGUCUCAGAAAUUGAAAGGCUGGUGAAGUUAGAUUGGGUGCCACCCAGUGGCCUGGUGCCAGAACACUGUUUGGAAUAUGAGGUGGAAAGCAUCACUAUAAUGGCAGAUGGCACCGAUCACCAGCAGAGGAAAGUUCUUGAGAAUACGUCUUUUGACUUCCUGAGGGAGGGAGAAUGUAAGAAAAUCUGCUUUCGGGUCAGGUCAAAGGUGAACAUUUAUUGUGCAGAUGCAGGAUUCUGGAGCGACUGGAGCCAAACAAAGUGCACAGCUUCAGAAGAGAUGUACAUUCCUGCAUGGGAUCAUCUCACUCUGGUGGGCCUCCUGGUUAUCGGCAUUGUUUUAGUCCUUGUCCUCUGUCUUUCAUUAUGGAUAUUAAGGAAGAUCUUCAUGAAAAAGACUAGCAAGAAAGGUGCUCUCUACACAUUAUACAAGCAAAAAGUCAACGAGAGCAUGCCAACAAUCCUGAGUCCCAUUUUCUAGUGAUCCUCACUGGAACCAUCUACACUGUAUUAUCAUUCACCUGUUCUAGACGGCACUGAAAGCCCAAAACUCACAAAGGGGAGUGACAUUUCAAAGACAUUGCAGAGUUUACAUAGACCAAUAGUGUUAUGGAUAAACAAUGGUGGGCACUUAAAAGCACCACAGCAUUGAACUGAAUGUAUUAAUCACUAUGUUUACCAAACCACUUUACUACUACCUGUUGUGUUUACAUACACACUGUAUGUGACACUUAAAGUUACUCAUUGAUUUUUCAAAUGCCAGUGAUCUUGCCAAUUUUGCAUUUCCUUUAUUUUACUUAUUUACUGUUUUUCUAACUGGAUGUAUGACCUUUUCAUUAUUUGAGAUUAUUUUACUGCAGAUCACAAUGAAGAUAUCAAUUUAAAGAAUGUGUUCAUAGACUAUUUAGCCAGAGACAGAGCACUUCCAAGUGACAUCCCGUGUGAAUGUGCCAUAGCGCUUACAUCACUGAUGCGUUGACUGCUGGAAGGAAGCGAUUUAUUUUUAAGUUGAUAAAGUUUUAAUUAUUGAUUUGCUUCUUACACCAACCUAUCAUUUUGCUUCAGAAGACAUUAAUUGUUCGACUGGAGUCAUGUGGAUUACUUUUAAGCUGCCUAAAUAUGCUUUUUGCACCGUCAAAUAGCCAGCAGCCUGAUGGCACCCGUUUACUUACAUUAUAAGGACCUACAGCGCUUUAACAUUUUUCUAAAAACCUUAAUUUGUGUUCUGCUGACUAAAGGCAGGCAUACACAUCUGGGAUGGCAUCAGGGUAAGUGAAUACUGAGAGAAUUUUCAUUUUUGGGUGGACUAAUCCUUUAACUACCUUGACAAAUUGCCUUGACAAAUCAUUUUCCAUUACAUAAACCCUCAUCCUACUAACAUAUUUAACAUACAAGGACUACCGACUGAGAAUAAACUACUGUAAUAAACAACCAUUA
This is a messenger RNA of Myxocyprinus asiaticus (Chinese sucker), 2311 nucleotides long. RefSeq names its product interleukin-13 receptor subunit alpha-2-like. Gene Ontology annotation, cellular component: external side of plasma membrane. Bases 129 to 1355 code for a protein of 408 amino acids. The record is from RefSeq and is a predicted model, not a curated record. The transcript is spliced from 10 exons. Lineage: Eukaryota; Metazoa; Chordata; Actinopteri; Cypriniformes; Catostomidae. Gene Ontology annotation, biological process: cytokine-mediated signaling pathway. Gene Ontology annotation, molecular function: cytokine receptor activity; protein binding.